AAUUUAAUUUAGAUUAAAUCAAAUUAAAUUAAACGGGUGUGAUCACAGCUUUAGCGCAUCUCACAAUGAAUUGGUUCGAUGAGAAUUGACCUGGGGUUAAAUAACUGAGUUAUGUAUUCAAGGGAGAUAACUACUAAUAAUUAAAUUAAGAUCGAAAAUGGCUGAACCCGUUUACAGCAUAUUUGUUGGGGCAGAAAUUGGCUUAUUAAAGGGUGCAAACUGCGAAGAGCGGGCAUGGGGGAACUUAAAUGAGCUUAAUGAGGUGAAGAGGGAGAAUGAAAUUACCUGCAUGUGUUGGCUUAAUCGUAAACAGACUAAAUUCUAUUAUGGACAACAGAACAACAUUAUAACAACUUUUGAUGUAGAAGCUAGUAAAAUAUCUCGGCAAGUCAAGAUGAAUAUUGGAGAGGGAAAAUUUAAAAAUAUACAUCCAUACCAAAAAAAAAUUUUAACAGCGGUAAGCAGUGGUGAUAUUAAGUUAUGGACCAAAAAAGGAAAAAAUGUGUUAAAAAUGUCUGGAGGCGUUGACUUAGCUUGUGUGCAACAGGAUCCAGUACAAACACAUUUAAUUGCCAGUGGAGGCAACGAGAACCCUUUGAAAUUAUGGGACAUUAAUUCUCCUACAAGUCCUAUCUUUGUAUCAAAAAAUGUGUCUGAGGAUUGGUUACGUUUGCGGGUCCCCAUUAUGAUAUCUACAAUUAACUUCAUUCCACAGUCUAGCAAAAUCGUUACUGGUACUGAUUUAUGUAAGAUACGUCUGUAUGAUCCAAGUGCAAAUAAAAGAAAACCUGUCCUUGAUGUCCAGUGUGGUGAUUCUCCAGUAACAGCUCUGGCGGUCAAUCCUUCUGGCAACCAAAUUAUAGUUGGUUCUUCGAAAGGUGAUAUGGUCAGCAUGGAUAUUCGUAAAGGAAAAAUAACUGGUAAAUUCAAAGGUUUUAGUGGUGGAAUUCGCGGUAUCCAAUGUCAUCCAACUCUACCCUAUGUUGCUACUUGUGGGCUUGAUCGUUACCUCCGUGUUUAUAAUGUGGUAUCAAGAGAAAUGAUCUACAGUUUUUAUUUGAAGUCGCGUUUAAACUGCUUGUUGUUUGCCAAAAAGUGGCCAUCAGCUGGGGAAAGCGCCAGCAGCUGUCCGAAUAAUGAAAACUCAACAGUAGACCAAAACGAAGAUGAAAAUGCUCCUGAUGACCUGUGGGAUAAAAUGCCAGUCUUACAAACUGAAAGCACAACGGAAACUCCGAGUGGAAAUGCUAAGAAGAAGCGAAAGUCAAAUAAUGAAUCAAAGUCUUCAAAGAAAAACAAAACUUCAGAAUAAGAAUAUUGAUGUUUGAGGAGAGUAAUAAAGAGAUUUAAUUUUUUUUA
Messenger RNA from Octopus sinensis (East Asian common octopus), 1359 nucleotides. Its product is annotated as WD repeat-containing protein 74. Gene Ontology annotation, cellular component: preribosome, large subunit precursor; nucleolus. Gene Ontology annotation, molecular function: protein binding. The record is from RefSeq and is a predicted model, not a curated record. The transcript is spliced from 10 exons. Bases 158 to 1312 code for a protein of 384 amino acids. Lineage: Eukaryota; Metazoa; Mollusca; Cephalopoda; Octopoda; Octopodidae. Gene Ontology annotation, biological process: ribosomal large subunit biogenesis.